Phalaenopsis equestris is the source of this 651-nucleotide messenger RNA. RefSeq lists its product as uncharacterized. The transcript is spliced from 2 exons. The record is from RefSeq and is a predicted model, not a curated record. Lineage: Eukaryota; Viridiplantae; Streptophyta; Magnoliopsida; Asparagales; Orchidaceae. The coding region runs from base 1 to 651 and encodes 216 amino acids.
AUGCACAUUCAACGUGACUCUGAUGCACUUCUGCGUCAGGUUUUCCAGGCUACUCUUAAAGGACAAGCUCGAACCUGGUUCUACUCUCUGCCAUGGGGAACUGUAAACACCUUUAAUGAGCUUGCCAGACUGUUUGUAGAACAGUUCGUAGCAAACCGACAGAUCAUCAAUGAUUCAUCCCAUCUCUCGGGAAUUCAUCAAAGCAAAGGAGAAUCAUUGAAGGAUUACUUCCGCAGGUUUUCUACUGAAGCUCGACAAAUCCCGGGAGUAGAUCCAGAUUUACUAAGAGGAGUCUUCCUUGGGGGGCUCCGCCCAGGACCCUUAUACUCAUCAUUGAUUUGGGAGACAGUUCGUUCUUAUGCUGACCUUGUUUACCGUGUUGAGGCACAAAUUUCUGCAGAUGAUGUCAUCAUUGCUCACAAGGAACAAUUUGAGCGAUUGGGGGGCAAGCGCAAGAAUAACCUCGUUCAACAUUCAGCUGCAAGGAGUUCAGAUCAGCGUUCAGCCCAAGAGGCCCAUUCAGCUGCUAGGAGUUCAGAGGCCAGAGACCCGUUCAACGUUCAACCCAGGAGUUUGGAGGCCCGUUUAGCAUUCAGCCCACUCAGUCUGCUUCGGGCCUCCUGCCCCGCUAUGACCCACAGGUUUAAUUAA